Messenger RNA from Bacillus rossius redtenbacheri, 9616 nucleotides. RefSeq lists its product as uncharacterized. Lineage: Eukaryota; Metazoa; Arthropoda; Insecta; Phasmatodea; Bacillidae. The coding region runs from base 140 to 7654 and encodes 2504 amino acids. The record is from RefSeq and is a predicted model, not a curated record. The transcript has 9 exons. Gene Ontology annotation, cellular component: extracellular matrix.
GUAGAGGGUGGCUACCUGGGACUAUUGAGUCGAUCCGACGUCAUUCCCGUGUUGUGUUCCGCGGCGCGAAGAUGGUCUGAUAGCUGCGGGAGCUCCGAGCGACAACAAGACAGACUUCAGACCACGCGAGAAACAAGAGAUGCAGUACGGUCUGGCCCAACUGCUGGCGGGCAUCGCCGCCACGAUGGCGGCCGUGGUCUCCGGAGAGGAAGAAGCCGUCGUCACCGUCGGCACCAAGAGGCUGCAGCACGUCGUCAGCGACCGCUUCCUCAGCCUCACCGUCGACCCGGCCAUCUUGCUGGAUGCCGCGCGCACGAGCUCGGAGAGCCUGCAGAUGCUCGCCAUGGCGAGGACGCUCGCGCCGGCGUUCCUCCGCGUGGCGGGUCCCGACAGCAACCACUAUCGCUUCCAGAAGGACGUGGCCCCGGACCGCAGCGCGCUGUCCGCCGACUACACGGUCACAGAGUUGCAGUGGGUGGUGCUGAACGAGUUCGCGCGGCAGGCGGGACUGCACCUAGUGGCGGCCCUGGGAACCUCAGACCGCGAGGAGGACGGGGCGUGGUCCUCCCGCAACAGCCUGGAGCUCGUCUCGCUCUCCGACCGGCUCGGCUACAACGUCAGCUGGCAGCUGGGAUACGAGCUGCAGGAGCUGCGGCAGGCGGGGGAGGAGGGGGAGGAGGAGGGGGAGGAGGAGGGGGUCCUCUCCGGCUCGCGGCUGGGGCGGGACGCGGUCCAGCUGCGCAGGAUGCUGGACGUGUUCCCGAGGUACCGCAGGUCGCUGCUGCUCGCCCCCGACGUCACCCGCUUCUCCGCCCGCCGGGACGCGCUCUUCCUCAAGGGGUUCUUCGGCGAGGCCUCCGGCGCGCUGAGCGCCGUCACCUGGCACCCACAUUUCAGGAGCGGGUUCGAGAACUCCGGAGAGGCUGAACUGCUAAUGGACGCGCUCGACUGGGAUGGAAGCGCGCUCCGCAAGUCCAUUGGCCGGGCGUUCAACAAGAAGCCCCUCUGGAUAGCGGAGUCGGAGCGUGACGGUGGCUCGCAGGGCCGGUUCAAGGACGCGCUGGCGUGGGGCCAGCACCUGGGGGCGGCGGCCCAGCUGGGGGCAGACGUCCUCCUGAAGAAGCUCGGCGUCCCCAUCAUGUCGCAGCCGUCGCCGGAGUACUGGGCGUCCGUGCUGCACAAGUCGCUGGUGGGCCGUGCCGUGCUCGACGCGAGGCUGUCCCAGGGCAACGGCACGCACCUGCGCUUGUACGCCCACUGCGCGGCGGAGCGGAGCAGGGGCGGCGCCACGCCGAGCUACGAGCGGGGCGCGGUGACCGUGUUCGGGGUCAGCUACCUGGACGGCAGCGCCAGCCUCGCGCUCAAGGCCACGUCGUGGGGGCGCGGCCCCGGGGGGGAGGAGGAGGUGCACCAGUACGUCCUCACCGCGCCCGACCUCGACUCCAGGGACGUUCUUCUUAACGGCCAGCCUUUGCAGUUGAAUCCCGACGGCAGUUUGCCGAUCGUCGUUCCCACGAUACAUCACACCGACCAGUCGAUCACGGUCACGAUCCCACCCAACUCCAUCGGGUUCUGGGUGAUUCCGAACGCAAAGGUGAGACCCUGCAUGGCCCCGGUAACCGGGAAAAUGCUAGACUUCGAGGACCUCGCAGCGGUGCACGACUGGGAGAACUCGGACUUGGCCAACAGCGAGAUCGGCGGACUCAGGAGACAGCGAAGGAAACACAACGUGAGGCCACGGCUAGGUGCACUAAACAGCAGAAGAAGGGAAAACAAGGAAAAACCGGGUAGUUCUGAAGAACCUCAAAACGACAAGACGAGGAAGAGGAUCUCGGGAAGAUCCAAGCGGUACACACCGGCGGAAAAUGGGCCGUACGUAAUUCCAGGCCUAAGCGUCGAACUGUUCAACCCAGCGCAGCACUCCGUGAAGAGUCGGAUUAUCGCAAACAAGAUAAAAAAAGGUGUUUUGAACAUGAGUAACAUCAAGCUGCCCUCGAGUGAGAGAAGCCUUAAAAACUCAGAAGCAGAUGAUGACGAAAUCAACAUGAGGACCAACAUCCAGGCGUCUCUCGCAAACCCGGAAGAUUACUACAGCACGGAGGACAGACAACUCUCCAGACAUCACAGGCGAGCCUACAGCACAGAAUUUGGGCAGCGUGAUCCGCUUCCCGUGAGAGGCAAGAGUUCCAAGACUGUCGACUACAGCAAAGACUACAUCUACGACGACGAUGAGAACCCUUUUGAUUACGUGGUAGAAGACAACUUUGCUGCUCACAUUGGCUCAGAGGGACAAGACGCAGUGCAGUAUUUCCAGGAACCGGGUCAAACUUUCGAGGAUGUGAAACUGACGCCAACCAUGAAAACCAACAAGUAUGAAAACUUUGGUGAGUUGUGGGAAACAAAAGGUUUUGCAAAUAGAGAUGAACAGACACCACAAGGCCAGGAUCCAAAGAAAGCAUUUUAUGUGAGGACGUCACCACCUUAUCUGCGUUCGUACAUUCCGUAUAAUUCACACGAAAGGAUGUGGCAACACCCUCCUCCGAGAUACGCCAAGAACAGCUUCAAUAUGUGGCAACAUUACAAUAAUGAUGACGGAAAGAAUGAAAACGAUCAAAGAUAUAAUCAAAAAUUUCUUACACACCCAGCGCAAAAUAACGAUCAUGAGUUCUUGUUACACAACACGAGGGAAAAUACAAUGAAUGGGAAUUGGAGGCAUGAUGGGGAGCGUGAAAGAAUCAGAAACCUCUAUGAGAACAAUGACAGCGAACAGGAAAAAAUAGAGUCAAAUUCAACAGAUAUAAUGGGUCACGAAAUAAACAGAAAUGAGAACACUGGCAUCGAUGACAAAAUCAGCCAGCCCAGAUAUGACUUUGGGAAACCAAUUGCAGCAUUCAUCAUACAAACACUACUGGGCGAUAACCCUGCAUUCCCAAAUGCACGUAAUUUUUCGCACAGCAAGGAAAACAGACCGAAACUUACUCUUGAAGGUAUUACUUCUAUCAAGGAAAACAGACCAAAACUUAUUCUUGACGGUAUUACUUCUAUCAACGAAAAAAAUGACGAGACUCUUGAAGGUAUUUCUUCUAUCAAGGAAAACAGAUCGAAACUUAUUCUUGAAGGUAUUACGUCUAUCAAUGAAAAAAAUGACAAGGCACCAAGAAAUAUGAUGAAAGUAAACUUCAACAGGACCCUGGCAAGCAGCAUUGAAGAGGAUGGCUCUUACACGUUGAAAAAGCAAAGUGAAAUAAACAAAAUGACAGCUUGUCAAAGACUGUUGAAUGUCUCCAUGCAUGGAAGCCAAACGCACAACACUCAGCAAGAUUUAGACAGUCCUAGUGCCACUUCUACAACGCACAACUUAAUGAAAGUGGUCAGGGGAGAUACCAACAAAACUACAGAUAAACAAGAUGGAAAUAUUGACAUUCAAGAAUUCUCCAUUGAGAUGUUGGAGGAAAAAAAGAGAUCUCCAAGAUCUGUGCCACUGGAAUACAAACAAACACCCAUCACACAUGUUUUACACCCCACAGGCAAACAAAGAAACUAUUAUGGACGUACUGAACCUUUGGUACCUCGGUUUGAAGCACUAAGAAAAUACUUGUCUGAUUACGAUGAUUACGACGCUGACAGAGAGGCAUACUUAGAAGAACUUAUUUUCGCUAGAAUACAUCCAAAACAGGACUUACUGCCUGAAAUCUUACGCAGGGGUAGGACAGUUCAGGCGUUCAGGAGACCUACAGGACUUGAACUGAGGCCAGCUUUUGAAAGGUUGCGUCCGUAUUAUGAAUACUAUAGAGCUGACGGUGCCAAUUCAAGAUUAAAGUUCAAAAGAGAUGAAGCAAAGCAGUUACAAGAAGAUAAUUCGGAGAGACCCAACGUUCAUUCUGACAGACGAUUUUUAAAUCUUGACGUAUUAGACUACAAUGAUAAAAUACUGCAGUUGAGAGACACUUACCAUUCAAAAGCACAAAAUGAUGAUCCAACAGUAGCAAAAAUAUCUGGAGGCUUAACACACUCACUAAUAGAAGUGACAAAUGAUGUCGGCCAAAAUGAACCAAUGCAAAGUGUCACGGCACAUGAGUUAAAGCAAUCUGAGAGCGCAGAAGUGACAAGUUUAAACGAAAACCUACUUUUCAUGGGUACUUCUGAAGGAAAACCAAGCGAAGAAACAAAUACUAUCAAAAACCAAACAGAAAAAAUAGAAAGAAAUUCACUGGCACAUGCGACUCAAAUUCAAGAAAUACCAAAUAUUGAAAUAACCACUAGUGUUACAGAGAAAAUCACAGUACAAGAGGAAACAACUACAAUAAAUACACACACACUGGAUGAUGGAAACUAUAAAUCACUUCUGAAAACAGAGGGGGAAAUACAAAAACGUUUCCUUGACAUGACAACAGAGAUUGGUGAAAUAAUAAACCAAAAUGUCACUGAAAGCAAUACAAAUAGUUCAACAGUUUUACUUUAUGGUUAUGAUGAAGACAGAGUCACAACAGUCCCAGUUACCAAUAAAACAUUAAACAAUGUAACUAAGUACGAACCACUAAAUACAAAUAACUUGAACAUAGAAGCAGAGAAAUUUCCCAGCAAUUUAGACCCAACUUAUUCCCAAACAUCUGAAAACUUUAAACUGAGUAGGAAGAGGGAAAACAUGAAUGAAAACACAUUUAACCGUAUAAAACUUCCAAUUCCCAAAGAAAAUACUGAAAGCAAAGAUACAAAUAAAGAGAAAGUGCCAGACACAAACAAUUUCAGUGCCAUGCAACCUGAUAAAACUUUCACCAAUGGACACAAAGAACAAACCUUUUUAGUCAUCACAAGCGUCAAGGAAGACUCCAUGACGUUUGAUGGUGAAGAUGGCAGUGAUGAGAAUAAAAAAGAAUUCCCACCAAGCACAGUAAGAAACAUCACAAGUGAUUCAGCAAAACCAGUCGAUGAUGAUCCAACUCAGUCUUCAGACGAAACUACAAAGAAAUUACAUGAGAAAUGGUCACAAAGUGCAGUGAUCGAAAAUGAAAACCAGACAAGCAAAGUUGAUGAUACAGCAAAGGAGUCAGAAACAUCACCCACACAACCACCGAGCUCAUCGGGAGACAAAAACGCUCCCGGUAGCUCGAAAGAAACUCGAGACAUGCAACUUAAAACUGCUCCAAUGAAUGAAAAACAGCUGAAAAACACAGAUGAUAGCAAACACCUGAGCACGCAGACUUCAGGAAAUGCGGAUGUAAUCACACAUGCCUCACAUGAUGGUAAAACUACAGCGAUAGAGUCGAGGUCACUUCCAGAAACCACAAAAGAUACUGCCAGCUACGACAAGAGUGCGGAAAGAGAAGUCAGUUCUGGUGAGCCACGCGAUACCUCGGGAGAAAACCAAAACACUGCAACAGUUGGCACCGAUCAGGACCCCACAAAUCCACAAACUGACACGCACAAGAGUUUGCACACGGAAGUCGCAGGGCUCAAAGAAGCUUCCGAAACACAGGAAAGUAACCCCGGAGAUGGCAACAAUGAUAAAGGAGAGGAAAAGAAAGGCAACUUUAAGUCUGGCAGGGUUAUUAGAAUGCAGGGUGAAACUCCGGGCAUGAGAUUGUCGCUGCCAACACUAUCACAGUCGCGUGCGCUUCCAGACAUCGCAAAGAGACGAGAAGAGAGGCUUAGAGCUCUAAACGAGCGACGCGCACGGAUCAGAGCAAGACUCCUGGCGAGAGCGGGCGCAGGCUCUCACGAACGUGGGAGUGCAAGUAAUCGCAGAAGAUUAAGGGAAGCGCUCGGCCAGUUUGCCGAUGAGGGCGAAUCCACAGACCUGAAUGAAAACCACUUUCCUCUGCAUUUAGUCAGCACGGGGUAUGCGAGGGCAGAAGAAAAUUUCAACCCAUCGCUCAGCACCGAAACUUUCAUCGAACGGUACCUACUGCAGCAAAAAAACCAAAUGCCGUCGACGGCAGACGGAAUGAUAACAGACAGAGCAUUACCGAGCGAAACAGAAGACAACGUGCACGUAGCGGGCCGGGGAUACAACAACGAUAACAUCAAGCAAGUUAAAAGCAUUCACCGCGACACACUACAACUGCACCCUAGAUAUUAUCACCCGGCACCAAUAAAUGCGUACACAUCAUACAUAAUGAACACCAUUCAAGGGGUUCCAGCAAGAGGCUCAGGCCUGGAAAUGGACAAGGUCAUUCCUCCCCCAGACUACCAAGCUGGGAGAGAAAAUGACAUUGAUGAGCACACAACUUCUCAGCACUUGACACCAUUGGACAUGGGAAGAAAGCACCGUACGGCAAGAGAAUCGCUACCGUUACGCUCAAACUUGCAUUACUACGUGCAUCAGACAAAUGAACCAUUGAUUUUUUCAAACAUAGGUGGAUACCCUUAUCCUAGUAUUGACGAGAGAGCAGACAUGCCAGGAAUGUUUAUGGACUAUAACGAACAUCCUGAUGACUUCAUGAUUGAUGACCUGGAGGAUUAUUCGGUCUACAGGCCUGGUCGAAAUGCCUACGUGGUGGACGAUCACCAGUGGCCAGGCAGUAGCGACUAUGAUGAGAAACUGAGUGGAAACGAGCUGCUGCCAUUUAUGUUUGAAGUACACGAUCCUGACAUUUACGAAGAGGAUGAUGGUUUUGAUCCCGAGCAUAGCGACGAAGAAGUUAUAUUUGAUGCGUCUUAUCCUUAUUACGAAGGCGAUCAUGUUGUGAUACCCAACGAAAACGUGCCAGAUGGAAACUGGGACAAAUUUUUACACAUACUUGAGGAAACUGAACUCGAAGCAGAAAACGAAACGGAAAUUACAAAACCAAAGAACACCAGCAAUGUUCCAGCGGGUGAUACGGACAAACACAAGGAAGAACUAAAAGAAAAUGUUGUUCCUGAAAAAAUCUACGUUCCAACGCGUUUCAGACGAUCUGUCAGUUCGGGUGAAACACACGAAUACAUAACUACACCCACAGAAACUUCAACUACAGAAAAUACACACAGUCAACAGCAUAUAGUUAAAAUGCCAAGUCCGAAUCCAUUUAAAAUUAAGUUUAAUGAUAUUCCUGGAUUACUAACAAUUUUAGGAAAAUCAAAAAACACAGAGGACGCCGACACGAACGCAAUCCACAAAUUGAAACCUAAAUCCUUAAGUGAUCAGUGGUCUACAUAUGCUACAGGAAAAAGCAGAGAUUACAGGAACAACAUUAAGAAGAUUAUACAUCACACUAAGCCAGAAGUUUCAAACAACAGAAAUAUUAACAUCAAAAGCAAUACUGUUGGUAGCAGCAACACAGAAAGUAAUGAUUCCAAAGAGAUGUCGGAAACGGCGAAGACGGAGGAGGUGAUGCGUCUGGUUUUCUACGCCUAUCCUGCGGGCGAGAGCAAUGACAAAGAAGAAGCACACGAGGAAGACAAGAAAGACGAGCUCACUGAGACUGUACCUGACUUCGCGCCGCUCGAGGCUCCAGAUGUUCGCCGCCACGACGAAUCUCACAGAUCCCACCUUAUCGAAGAUGACGACGACACGUUCCGUUUCUCUGACGAAGACGACGAAGAUGACUGUAACAUCGCCAAACACAAACAUACAAGAAGACAGUCUGAAUCCGAUGACAUUAGCUUAGUCAGCGUUCUUUUUCAAGCUUUAGGAACAGUUAUUAAGUUGUUUAAAGACUUUAAACUUUACUAGUGUAGUGUGGUGUGAAUAUAAAAAGUAAUAUUCAUGAAGCAUAUAACGCAUAGUUUUAUCCUCGAAACACAAGAUUUUAUAAAAUUUAUUUCUUGUACAGCAAACAGAAACUUAAAAAGCUAAAAAAAAAAAUUAUGUUAGAUUUUAGAGAACAGAUAAAAGUGUUUAUUUAUAUCCCUGCAAGCUAAGUAUCAACUGGCAUUUAAAUACAUACUUAACUUGAUUAAAAAGUAAAAAAAAACUUAUUACCUAAAAACCUGAUGAUAUUUUAAGGUACAACCUUAAUGGUUAUAUUUUAGUUAGCACAUAGUAAAUAAGGUGAAUUUAUACAUGUGAUAUUUAUUGCAACUUCUUUAUAAAUUUUUUUAAAAGUAAGCUGAAGUUAUUUUAUGUUUAUGCUAACAUUACUUAUUCAAUUUGUAAAUAUUUGCAUUAGUUUUAUACCACUGUUAUAGCUAUGUACUACUGAUGAUGCAAUCACUCCACACUUAUAGGUUAUUUAUUUUAUAAAUGGUGUGGUUCCAUCGUCUUUGCAUUAGUAAAUACAUAUUUUAAUUACGAAGAAAGUAACAAAGGUGCUGUUGUAAAAUUACAUACAUGCUAAGUCCAGCAAAAGAGAACUCUGAUACAACACAUACGAUGAUAUUAUAUAUGCAUUCACCUGAAAAAUACUUAUGACAGAAGAUUUCAUGCAAGAGAUUAUUGUGAGAUUAUGUAUGAAUCAGACAAGUUUAUGUAUAACUGUACAAAAUAAGUUAAACAUAUUGUCACGUGGCACCUAGCCGGUGCCACCACCAUUUCUGUCACGAUUCACCUUCAGAGGGGGGGGGGGCGAGAAUCGUAGCUCUUUACAUAGAAACAACUCGCUUGGCAUCAACUAGUCUUAACUUCAUAAAAUACUUUACUGUACCUAGGAUCAUAGGUUCGUCAUCCCGUACAGGAUGUCUGGUGAGAGCUGAACUAAGGAGAUUUUGCAAAAUAACAUAAUACUUAAUUAAAAUUAUUUUAUUCUUAAAGUCAAAUACUCAACAUCAUUUUAAAGAACAUUUAAAUAGCGGGAUUACAAUUUAAAACAAUAAUCUCUUUACUUCCUUAACGAUUGAACGACCUUACAAGAGAGAGAAUGAGAGAACUUCACUAAACACUUCCCUAGUCCUUCCGAAUACCUCAAAUCAUAAUUAAUACUUAAAAUUAAAACAAAGAUAAGUCCAUACUCACAUUUUCCGAAAAGCCUUUCUUGAUCGAUUACUUUAAAAAAAUAACGUAGGGGCCUCUCCUGCCCUUGAAAUCCCGAACGAACAUUACAUUUUAAAAACUAUGACGCGUGACCCCUGACGAGGGCCAUAGCCUCCGCCCGAAAGCUUGACGACUACAUUAUGACCUAACUUAAAUUAAACGACUCGUGGCCUCUGGCGUCGACCAUAGCUUCCGCCCGAAAGCUUGAAUUCCUACAUCACGAACGAACUAACAACUCGUGACCACAGGUGAGACGCAUAGCCUCCGCCUGAGUGAGCCCCGAGUCAUCACUCACUUGCGCUUAAAUUCGCGCGCCCUGCCGCGCCUACCAUAACAAAAGCUCGUUAUUGAAGUCAAAUUUACUAAACAACUAACUAGAACAUCUGGGAAGACUACCCCCCCUCUACCCCAAUGUGCAGGCCACACCGCGCGGCUUGUUACGACAGCGCGCCCCAGUAACUGCGGCCCGUGGCUGCGCCAGCGCGCGGCCAAACAAACAAACAAAAUUCUGCAAGCCCGCAGCGCGCCGCGCCGGCCCCGUGCCCCAAUUACAUGGUCACGCCACUUGCGCUGACGAGUGAACAGAGCAGCCAGCCUAGAGUCCCGUCAGUAAAGUCCCUAAAUUUGAUUUCAACAACCCUGCAAAAUUUCAACCCGCGACAAUAUUGAUCUCAUAAUUCCAUUUUGUGUCCCUUGUGUAUGUAAUAAAAAAAUAUAACAAAAUAA